Cryphonectria parasitica EP155 is the source of this 1582-nucleotide messenger RNA. Its product is annotated as MFS general substrate transporter. Gene Ontology annotation, molecular function: transmembrane transporter activity. The record is from RefSeq and is a predicted model, not a curated record. Gene Ontology annotation, cellular component: membrane. Gene Ontology annotation, biological process: transmembrane transport. The coding region runs from base 52 to 1479 and encodes 475 amino acids. The transcript is spliced from 3 exons. NCBI's taxonomy places the organism in Eukaryota, Fungi, Ascomycota, Sordariomycetes, Diaporthales, Cryphonectriaceae.
CACGACAGCAACACCAACAACGGCGGAGAGUCUAACCUCAAUGUGGCCCAUAUGACACCCGAGCACCGCGUGCGCAUCGAGAAGAGCCUCAAGCGCAAGCUCGACGCCCGCUGCGGGCUGUUCGUGCUCAUCUACAUCAUGAACUACCUCGACAGGAACAACAUCGCCUCUGCGCGCCUCAAGGGCCUCCAGACAGACCUGAACCUCAGCAACACGCAGUACGAAACCUGCCUCAGCAUUCUGUACGUGGGCUACAUCCUCAUGCAGGUCCCCUCCAACAUGUUCAUCAACCGGAUCCCCCGCCCUUCGCUGUACCUCGGCAUCGUCAUGCUGCUCUGGGGCAUGCUGUCGACCGUGACAGGCGCCGUGCACAGCUUCGCGGGCAUGGUCCUGGUGCGGUUCUUCUUGGGCUUUAUCGAGGCGGCCUUUCUCCCUGGCGCCCUGCUCAUCCUGUCCAAGUGGUACACGCGGCGCGAGCUGACGACGAGGAACGCGGUUCUCUUUUGCGGCAAUCUCAUCUCGAACGCCUUCUCCGCGCUGGUCGGCGCCGGCGUCCUCUCCAAUAUGGAGGGCACGCUCGGCCAUGCGGCGUGGCGCUGGCUGUUCUGGAUCGAGGGCGGUGUCACCAUGCUCGUCGCCAUCGCGGCCAUUUUCAUCCUCCCUGACCUGCCGCACAAUACUCGCGGCUUCACGGAGGAGGAGCGCCAGGUUGCCCAGCUCCGCAUGGUCGAGGACGUGGGCGAGGCGGAUGCCGACUCCAAGGACCAGGGCGUGACGGACGGCCUGGUCUUGGCUCUCAAGGACGCCGGUGUGUGGGUGAUGAUGUUCACGCUCAUGGCAUACGUGAUUGGGUUGUCUUUCAAUGCCUUCUUUCCUACACUCACCGCUACGCUUGGUUAUGGGUAUGUCCCGACCCUGCUGUUGAGCUCCCCGCCAUGGGUGUUUGCCUGCAUUGUGUCCCUGAUCAAUGCGUGGCAUUCGGACAAGACUGGCGAGAAGUUUUGGCAUAUUAUCGGACCCAUCAUAUUUGGCCUCAUUGGAUUUAUUAUUUCCAUGUCGACGCUCAGCACUGCAGGUCGUUAUGUGGCCUUGUUUCUCCAGGCUAGCUCUUAUGCAGGCUUCAUUGUCUUCUACUCGUGGAUCUCAUCAUCGUUCCCUCGACCUCCUGCCAAGCGUGCCGUCGCCCUCGCCGCCAUCAACGCCUUCUCCCAAUUUGGUAAUAUCGCAGGCUCGUAUGUGUGGGACCUGAGUGCCAACGGGUAUCGCAAAUCGUAUGGCAUUGUCACGGCCAUGUUUGGCGUUACAAUAAUGGGUUGUCUGGUGUUCAGGAUGAUGCUGAGCCGGCUGAACAAGAAGCUGGAGCUUGGUGAGCUGGCUGAUUGGGAUGCUGAAGAUAUUGCCCACCAGACUGCCGAGAUGGAGGGCACGACGGUGGAUGAGGCGCUGAGGAUGAGGAAAGGUUUCAGGUACUUGCUUUGAGCGCAGAUGGGGAAGAAUUCCUGGGUCGAGCAAGGUACCUGCUUGUCCUUCAAGUUGUGGCUAAUAUAAUUCGCUAUAAUGAGAAAGAAGUGAAGUGGACAAG